AUGUUAUAAAAGAAGAAGAAGAAGUGUCUAAAGGAGUAGACAUGGGUGGAUGCACAAGCAAGCAAGAGAGAAGAAGUAUGAGAAGUGUGAAGGAGACAUCAAAAGACCAAAGCAGAGGAAGAAGACCCUUGAUAAAAGAGAGAGAAGAGAAGGAGAGAGUGAUGCUUGAUCAACUUAGAGAGGCUGAGAGAAAGUGGAGGAAAGAGAGGAAGAAGCUGAGAGAGGAAGUGAGGAGACUAAGGAAGAAACUAGAGGAAAGAGAGGAAGCAAAGACAACAACAACAGAGGAAAGAGAGUAUUGGAAGUGGGUGGUUGAGGAGAUGUGUGUAGAGAGAGCAGUGAGAGAUGAAGCCAUUGAGAAAUGGAAACAACUCUAUUUAGCUAUCAAGAAUGAGCUUGAUCAUCUCAUCACCCACACUACUUCUUCCUCCGGAGAAGCAAUAAUGCAAAGGAAACUUGAGGAAGAAGAAGAAGAAGAAGAAGAAGCAAAGAGAGUUGAAGAAUUGAGAGAUGAAAUUAGAGUUAAAGAAGAGACAAUUGAGACACUUCAAGAGAAAAUAGUUUUGAUGGAUAGACAAAAAAUCUUCCUUCUCACUCUCAAAGUCUUCACUUUUGAAGUGUCUCCUCCACACGCACUGCGCCGUCAAAAACCCUUCUUUAAACCCUUUUCUCCACGCGCCGUCAUGCACGCCACCAUCCUCUCCCCACGCGCCACUCUCUUCCCCUGUAAACCUCUCCUCCAUCCCCACAAUGUCAACUCUCGUAACCGCCCCUCAACCAUCUCCUGCUCCGUCCAAUCCGUAACCGCUGAUCCUUCACCACCUCUCACUGACUCCAACAAGCUCAACAAAUACAGCUCAAGAAUCACUGAACCCAAAUCCCAAGGUGGGUCUCAAGCAAUUCUUCACGGUGUUGGUUUAUCAGACGACGAUUUGCUAAAACCCCAAAUUGGUAUCUCGUCGGUUUGGUAUGAAGGGAACACUUGUAACAUGCAUUUGUUGAAAUUGUCUGAGGCUGUGAAAGAAGGAGUUGAAAAUGCAGGAAUGGUUGGGUUUAGGUUUAAUACGAUUGGUGUGAGUGAUGCUAUUUCGAUGGGAACUAGAGGGAUGUGUUUUAGUUUGCAAUCUAGGGAUUUGAUUGCUGAUAGUAUUGAGACUGUGAUGAGUGCUCAAUGGUAUGAUGGUAACAUAUCUAUUCCUGGUUGUGAUAAAAAUAUGCCUGGAACUAUUAUGGCCAUGGGAAGGCUUAACAGACCAGGCAUUAUGGUUUAUGGUGGAACCAUUAAGCCUGGCCAUUUUCAAGACAAGACAUAUGACAUAGUAUCUGCUUUCCAGAGUUAUGGAGAAUUUGUUAGUGGCUCUAUAAGUGAUGAACAAAGAAAGACUGUCCUCCAUCAUUCAUGUCCUGGAGCUGGAGCCUGUGGUGGCAUGUACACAGCUAAUACAAUGGCUUCCGCCAUCGAAGCAAUGGGAAUGUCCCUUCCUUACAGUUCUUCAAUACCUGCUGAAGACCCAUUGAAAUUGGACGAGUGUCGCUUAGCUGGAAAAUAUCUUCUAGAAUUGUUAAAGAUGGACUUGAAACCACGGGACAUUAUCACUCCAAAAUCACUUCGUAAUGCAAUGGUUUCCGUCAUGGCCCUUGGGGGAUCAACAAAUGCAGUAUUGCAUCUAAUUGCUAUUGCAAGGUCUGUUGGUUUGGAGUUGACUCUUGACGAUUUUCAGAAGGUCAGCGAUGCGGUUCCAUUUCUAGCAGAUCUUAAACCCAGUGGGAAAUAUGUUAUGGAGGAUAUACAUAAGAUAGGUGGUACGCCAGCUGUUCUCCGGUAUCUAUUAGAGCUAGGAUUGAUGGAUGGGGAUUGUAUGACAGUCACAGGGCAGACUUUGGCUCAAAAUUUAGAAAACGUCCCCCGCUUAACAGAAGGGCAGGAGAUAAUUAGACCUCUGUCAAAUCCAAUUAAGGAGACUGGACACAUACAAAUUUUGAGAGGAGACCUUGCACCAGAUGGUUCGGUAGCAAAAAUUACCGGCAAAGAGGGCUUAUAUUUCUCUGGUCCCGCGCUUGUAUUUGAAGGAGAGGAAUCUAUGCUGGCUGCUAUAUCAGCAGACCCAAUGAGGUUUAAGGGAACAGUGGUUGUUAUCAGAGGAGAGGGGCCUAAAGGAGGUCCAGGUAUGCCUGAGAUGUUGACACCGACAAGUGCAAUAAUGGGUGCCGGUCUUGGAAAGGAAUGUGCAUUACUGACUGAUGGUAGGUUUUCUGGUGGGUCACACGGUUUUGUUGUUGGCCACAUUUGCCCUGAAGCUCAGGAGGGUGGUCCGAUUGGUCUGAUCAAGAACGGAGACAUAAUCACCAUUGACAUAGGAAAGAAGAGAAUAGACACUCAAGUCUCGCCCGAAGAAAUGAAUGACCGUAGAAAGAAAUGGACCGCUCCUGCAUACAAGGUUAACCGUGGAGUUCUAUACAAGUACAUCAAGAACGUGCAAUCGGCUUCAAAUGGAUGCGUGACUGACGAAUAAGUGAACGAUCGAAGAGGGAGUUUUGUGAAUGAGCAGCAGAAUGUAGUGUGUUCAUGAGGGAAUUUGUACGUUUAUUUAUUGUAGCUUCUUAGAUCAUGUUACUUUGUGACUGAUCAUUAGCUAUUUGCAGAUUUUUAAGAUUUUGUUUCUCUUAACUGUCAAAAAUAAAAACUUUUGAUUGUG
This is a messenger RNA of Arabidopsis arenosa, 2696 nucleotides long. Lineage: Eukaryota; Viridiplantae; Streptophyta; Magnoliopsida; Brassicales; Brassicaceae. The record is from the annotation of a GenBank genome assembly.